AAAUGAAGUUUAAUGAAAACAUAUUUACGGUCUCAUCGCAUGCGUUAAAUAUACCGAGUCAAAUAAAUAUACGGACUACUUUUCGUCCAUUUAUGCAUAUACUCAGUCAUGCGCGAUGAAUAAAGGCGUGGCUUAAAGGUGUGAUGGCUAUCGGGCUAUGAAAAAAUGACUUUUCCGAAAGUCAAUGCGCAUAAGUUUAGUUAUCUAUUUUGUACAUUUCAACAACCGAAAUACCGCUCGCUGAUUAAUACGUUUAUAACGAUAAGGCAGUCAGCAUUUAUUUUCAUAAUUUUGAUGUUUAAAGAUAACUACUUUUGAAAAUGAAAUGUGAUUAGGACUUGGCUUUAUUUACAGGAAGGAAAAUUAAUUAGAUUUGAUCAAGCAGAAUGCGUUCGCUAGACAUUAUUUCACAUCUGAUAUUCUAGAAUAUUGGAAUUACGUACAGAGAAGGGUAAUGUUUGUGUGUGUGUGUUUGUAAAUGUAUAAGAAAUAAUUAUUUUUCGUAAAAUGUGAUUAAGAUACAUAUCAGAAUCUUUGGGAUAAGCUUAAUAAAAAAAUAGCGGAAAUUCACUUCAAAGAAACCGCAGUUGUAAUUUAUUCGAAUAUACUAAUACUGCGGUAAUGAAGAUAUUAUUUUAAUGACAGUCUUGUUAAAAAAGCGCAAAGAGUUCUUAUAUUGUGUGUGUUGAUCAUGUGAAAAGAUUUAUAACGUGCAUAUGAGAUGAAAAAACUUGUACGAGAUGAUAGUUUUACAGACCUAGGAUAGUAAUCGCCAAAAUGUGGGAUUCUACUUAAAACGAUCAUUUCGGAUAUACCGUUAUGUAUACUUAAAAUGACUUGAACAUUGUUUCCGGGGCACUGGAAUCUCAGUUAAAAAGUAUUUGAUGGUGCAGAUCUCUUAUGUAUAUAGUGUUGGAAAAAAGAGUGGAUUUAAAUAGUGUGAAAAUGUGAUACGUGAAUUAAAUCCAUUUUGAAUGUUUAAUGAAGAUUAAAGAGGCAAAAUGCAUGUAUUGAGGAUAUUUCCGAUCAACUUUACAAAGUUUUGUCUUGGGCUGUUUAUUGUUUUCUGGUGUGUAUUCGGGGCCACUGGAAUCCGAUGGUUAGCCCUUGCUAAAAUGAGUAGCAUAGCCGCAAUAGAGGUCCCCGGAAUGUGUGAAAGUUUAAUAGGACUUGCAAAACGUCAGCAGAAAAUCUGUCGGCGGAAUAUUGAAGUUAUGGACAGUGUCCGGUAUGGUGCCCACAUGGCAAUAGAGGAGUGUCAAUAUCAGUUUAAAAACCGACGAUGGAACUGUAGUACCGUAGAUCCAGUGAAAUUAUUUGGAAAUUUUCUUAAAUUAGGUACACGUGAAGUAGCUUUUGUACACGCCAUAUCAGCAGCGGGUGUGGCCCAUGCGGUAACACGUGCAUGUAGUAAAGGUGAUCUCCAACAUUGUGGGUGUGACAGAACUGUUAGUGGGCGGAGCUCCGAAGGUUUUGAGUGGUCAGGUUGUUCUGACAAUAUAGCCUUUGGAACUGCUUUUUCACAAAAAUUCGUCGAUGCGAGGGAGCGGCGGCGGAAAAGUAAAAAUAUAAAGCGUGUAUUAAUGAAUUUACAUAAUAACGAAGCGGGUAGAAAGGCAGUAGAAGACAGCAUGCAAGUUGUUUGCAAGUGUCAUGGCGUUUCCGGUUCCUGUGAACUUAAAACGUGCUGGCGUUCUAUGGCGACAUUUCGUCAGAUUGGCGCCAUCUUGAAAGAAAGUUUCGACGGUGCAACAGAAGUUAAGCUAGAGCAUAAGAAGAAUCGUGCAGUUUUAGUUCCAGUAAAUGACCAGUUUAAACCGCCAACACGGUCCGACAUUGUGUAUUUAGUGGCUUCGCCGGACUUCUGUGAGCCUGAUCCAAAAACUGGUUCACUUGGAACAGGCGGAAGGGUAUGCAAUAAGACUUCUAAAGCCAUUGAUGGAUGUGACUUAUUGUGUUGUGGGCGGGGCUAUGAAACAAGAACGAUAACCAUCGUGGAACGGUGUCAGUGUAAAUUUUACUGGUGCUGUUAUGUGAGUUGUGAAAAAUGUACAAGAACUGUUGACGAACAUGUUUGUAAGUGACACAUCGCUCACUAGAAGAAAGAAAUGUGUUCCAAAAAUGGCCCGUAGAUUCAUUGUUAUGUAUAAAUGUUAUUUGUUUUGUUUAAGAGAAUAUUGUGUUUUCUUUACCGAGAAGAGGACAAAUAAAGUGAUCUACAUACUGCGAAUUACAUGGAUGUGGCAAAAAAGCUGAAAAAAGGAAGUAGAGCGUUGAAGGGGCGACCGCGGGUAUGCUUAUAUGUGAUUAUAAAAAACGAUUUGGCAACAGCUUUUGUGUGCCUCACAUCAUUAGGUCAAUAUACUGUUUAGACAUUCAGUUAUUUUUAUGUGAAACGGUGUUUGGAGGGGAAAAGCUUUUAUCAAAAGAGCAUUUUGAUUGUUUCAUCUGUUUCGAGUACAGUGAAAACACCAUGUAGUUAAGAUGCUAACAUUUAUAAGAAAUUUUAAAAUCUUUCAUAGAAAUUACGUAAAUAAUAAAAAGAACGCAUGUGACAACGUCGUUUGUAAAGGUGGUUCGUAAACAUUAACAGAUACACAUUCGCCGUCUCAAUCAGCAGUUGGUAAAAAAGUGACUUUUGAUCUAUGUUCUUUUCCGAAAGGGUAAAAUAAGUAAUGCGAAGAAAGUGAAUUCAGUAAAAGUUUUCGAUGUAUUAUACUAGCCCAUUUCUAGAAAAAAAAAAACAGCUGCCACAGACUGCAGUUUUGUAGCAGUUAGCACAUAUUGUAAAAUGUUAGGUAAAUGCUACAGUGUCGGUAACUCUGUAUACAACUGAGUAACGGUGUAAUACAUGGCGCGACGUGAUAUACGUUGCGACGUUACAAAAAAGAACGUUGAUAGAAUUUAAAGAAAUCUUAACGUUACAAGUCAAACAGUUGGGUAUAUAGAAAAUAUAACAGCGGUUGGUUAAUGAUAUACAUCUAGAACUAAUACUAAUGAUUUCAUAGAAGAGGUAGC
Messenger RNA from Mercenaria mercenaria, 3018 nucleotides. Its product is annotated as protein Wnt-4-like. The record is from RefSeq and is a predicted model, not a curated record. The coding region runs from base 1002 to 2084 and encodes 360 amino acids. Gene Ontology annotation, molecular function: frizzled binding; cytokine activity. The transcript is spliced from 4 exons. Gene Ontology annotation, biological process: canonical Wnt signaling pathway; cell fate commitment; neuron differentiation. Gene Ontology annotation, cellular component: extracellular region. Lineage: Eukaryota; Metazoa; Mollusca; Bivalvia; Venerida; Veneridae.